This is a messenger RNA of Naegleria gruberi, 1236 nucleotides long. RefSeq lists its product as uncharacterized. Bases 1 to 1236 code for a protein of 411 amino acids. The transcript has a single exon. The record is from RefSeq and is a predicted model, not a curated record. NCBI's taxonomy places the organism in Eukaryota, Heterolobosea, Eutetramitea, Acrasida, Naegleriidae.
AUGUCCUGUCAUGAUAUCCUGCCAUCUGGUAGUACGACUGUCGAUGAAACAGCAGACAACAAGAAGCAAACAGCACUCAUUACUGGAGCCACGGGACAUGUUGGUCGAGUACUUUGUGAAAGAAUUGCCAAACCAAAACAAUUAACUGUCCAAACAUCAUCAAACAAGAUCAAACAAAAUGAAAAUAAUAGCAAUGAUGAUAUUAAUAAUUUAUUAUCAUCAAUAGAAAAAGAUUUUGGAAAAAUUAUCAUUCUCGGAAGAAAUGUCACGAUUGGCAGUGAAUUGGAAAACAAGUAUUUAAAUGUUGAGUUUAUCAAGUGUGAUAUUAGUGAUUCGGAGAGUGUUAAUACAUUAUUAGAUCCAAUCUUGUCGAGUGUUGAUGUGAUUUUCCAUUGUGCAGCCUUGUCGACUUCAUGGGCUAGAGCUACUGAUUUAUACAAGGCAAAUGUUCAAGGUACAAUGAAUUUGGCCAAUUUGGCACUCGCUCACUAUAAGAAAAAUAAGAAAUUGAGUAGAUUUGUAUUUGUUGGAACACCCUCUAUUUAUAUGAGUAGGGAACAUUUGUAUAAUGUUAGUGAGAAUAAUGAUGAAACACUGAAAAUGGAAAACAUGUUGAAUGAAUAUGCCAAGACCAAGUAUAUGGCUGAACAAUUUAUUUUGAGUUUGUAUAGAGAGCAUCAGUUCCCAGUAGUUUCUAUAAGGCCACGUGCAGUAAUUGGAAUUCAUGAUACUGCAAUUUUACCAAGAAUUACUCAAGUUUUACGUGAGAGAAGAUUUGUAAAUAUUUCAGAGAAGGACAAACCACUUUUGAUUGAUUUGACUUAUAUCGAUAAUGUUGUUGAUGCUCUGCUUUUAGCCUACAAGAGAGACAAGUGUUUGGGAAAGGCUUACAAUAUCACAAAUGGAGAACCAUUGGAUUUACAUAAAUUAUGUAAGGAAUUGAGUAAGGACUAUUUGAACAUUGAUUUGAAUUAUGAGAAAAAGACUGGACCUGAUACUUUUGUUCCCAAGAAGAUCAAUUUUACAUUCGCUUACUUUAUUGGAUAUAUUUUUGAAUGUGUUUUUUCCUUGUUAGGUAUUUAUGAUAGAGACCCACCUCUUUCUAGAUAUGCAGUUGCUACCAUUUCUAGAAGUGCCACUUUUGAUUUGAGUAAUGCCCAGAGAGACUUGGGCUAUUCUCCAAGAGUGCCUAUCAGAGAAGGUAUUCAAAAGGUUAUGCGAGCAAGUAAAUUAUAA